AGCCACAGCCUCAAGAUGCGGGAUCCUAUCAGCACCUGCUCUUAUAACCAACUGUAUCAAAAUGUGAAGCGAUUCUCUAAAUCCGGGGAGAAUUUCUGCAAAGAGCUCAUGGCAGUUUUUCAGCAAAGAGCUGAGCUUGAGCUUACGUACGCUAAAGGACUGCAAAAACUCGCCAGCAAACUCAUCCGGGCCUCCAAAGGAAUGUCAGACAAUUCCACCUACAGCGCCUGGUGUCAUGUGUCAGAUGAGAUGUACUCGAGAGCAGACGCCCACAGAUCAUUAGGAAAUGCUUUUCAACAAGAGGCAAUCCUGGAAAUACGACAAGUCUUAGACGAGCAUAAUAAGAGGAAAAAGCCUCUCGACAGUGCCAUUGACAGAACUGGAAAACUAGUCACUGCUAACUGGAGUGAUCAACUCAAGAUAAAGAAGAAAUUAGUCGGACUAACGAGAGAACACGAGGCUCUGUUCAACUUUGUUGACAACAACGCUCACAUGUGCACACAAAAGGAAAAACAAAAGAUGCUCAACAGGAUGACUAAGUCUGCAGAGGUGCAGUCACGCGUGGAUGACGAAUACUUUCAUAUUAACAUGGAUGGUCAUCAGAUGAGACUCAAAUGGGAAAACACACUGAAAAACUGCUACCAGAUCAUACAGGAGCUGGAGAAACAGCGAAUUGAAGUCCUGUGCAACAUUUUGAACAGAUACAACCUCCACAUGUCCGGUUUCGGCCAGACCCUCAAACACGGCCAAAGACAGAUAGAACAGCUGGUCCAAAAGGUGGACAUGGAUAAAGACAUACAGAUGCUGGUGGAGGAAAACAGAAUCACAGCCGACGACAACACAGCAGAGUUUUUAAUGGCUGAUUAUUUCGAGGAGGACAGCAAAUCGUUGAUGGGCAGAGAGCGACGAAGAGAGGCCAUCAAAGUCAAACUCCAGCGUCUGGAGGACGGCAUUACGAGGACAAAGAAAGACUGUGAAGGAAUUGAAAAGCUAAUGAAAACGUACUCGGAGAAUCCCUCGUUCUCAAACCAGAAGAACCUUGAGGAGACUGAGCAGCAGCUGGAUGAGUGUUCUCUAAAACUGGAUCUGCUCGAGGCCACUCACUACAAACUCUCUGUGUCACUCUCGGAACUGGAGGGAAAACCCAAGUCCUUUCACCGAUUCAGUGACAGCAUCGUGAAAUGGAAAGAUAAGGACUGCGAGCACAGUGUGGUUCAGCUGACGCGUCAAGUCAAGCUCAGGAGGACGCCAUUCAGAUCCCGACAGUCACUGAGAGCAUCCAUCAUUUACAAAGGGCCGGCUCAGUUUGUGAAACAACCGUCUGUGGAGCCGUCACCGGGCUCCAGUGACCAGGUCACCUCCACGUCUUCAACACAUGGAAGUGAGGCUGCGGAGUGUGCCAGCACAGAUAACAGAGAACCCGCUCACACAGGCGAGGACAAACAAGAGGGUCAAACAACGGCAGCGUUCUGCAGUGUAGGAAAAUGCAAGGCUCUGUACAACUUCCAAUCUGAACAGGCAGAUGAACUGACUUUGACAGAAGGAGAUCUUCUGGACAUUUACACCAGAGAGGACAAUGGUUGGUGGUUUGGUCAACUAAAUGGAGAGACGGGACAUUUCCCAUCAACCUAUGUGGAGGAGCUGCCUGUGUUAGACAGCGUCCAAUCAUCUGAUGCCUGAAUAUAUAAAAAACUAAAAAGGAACCAUGAAU
Messenger RNA from Limanda limanda (common dab), 1711 nucleotides. It is a transcript of the gene nostrin, whose product is annotated as nitric oxide synthase trafficking. The record is from RefSeq and is a predicted model, not a curated record. Gene Ontology annotation, cellular component: plasma membrane; cytoplasm. Gene Ontology annotation, biological process: signal transduction. The transcript is spliced from 16 exons. Lineage: Eukaryota; Metazoa; Chordata; Actinopteri; Pleuronectiformes; Pleuronectidae. Gene Ontology annotation, molecular function: protein binding. Bases 16 to 1680 code for a protein of 554 amino acids.